Messenger RNA from Nannizzia gypsea CBS 118893, 1146 nucleotides. RefSeq lists its product as hypothetical. The record is from RefSeq and is a predicted model, not a curated record. Gene Ontology annotation, biological process: transcription initiation at RNA polymerase II promoter; transcription by RNA polymerase II. Gene Ontology annotation, cellular component: transcription factor TFIIF complex. The transcript has 4 exons. Lineage: Eukaryota; Fungi; Ascomycota; Eurotiomycetes; Onygenales; Arthrodermataceae. Bases 1 to 1146 code for a protein of 381 amino acids.
AUGUCCGGCUUGAACGCAGGGCAGAUCAAGGCUGAACCUCUUGCCAACCCAGGGAUCAAGGAAGAGCCUGACACGAAGGACAUAAACAUGUCGGACGAGGAUAUCUACGAAGACACCGGAGACCUGGAUUUCACAAACGCUUUUCAAAAUGUGUGGUUGACACGGGUACCCAGGACCUUGUGGGAGCAAUGGUCGAAACUCGACGACGACGAGGAGAUUCAGAUCGGCACGGUCAGAGUUGAGGGCGACCCGACAGAUAUCAAACGAAUAAGUUUGCGACUCCUUGAUAUACCUCAGAAUAAAGGCGUACCGAAAGACUACAACCUGAGACGACAGAAUGUAAACGCCGAUCGAUCAGCAUACGCGGUUCAGAAUACAUUUGUCUUCACAGAAAAGGACCUUCCGGGGUAUAAGGACAAGAUAAAUCAGUUUUACAACGAAAACCAGCCGUACGGUCGGUCAUAUCUUUACGAACAGACUAAACGUGAUGCAAAGAAGAAAGAGAGGAAAAAGAAGUGGGAGCCCUAUGUGAAGAAGACGGUACCAAGACAAACCGCCAUCACGGCUCGGGUUCAUGAUGAGUUUAACUGUCUUCCUGUUGAAAACGAAGAGUACCAGAGACUAGCAGAAGAACGGGCGUUGGAAUCCCUCAAACCCAAGCGAGAAACUAAGUUUAUCGAAAAAGUACCUGGCAAGAUGCUUCAACCAAAAACAGUUGCUGCUGCCGACAAGUCCAAUUUCAUUCAAGUUGCGAAACCCGCAAAAGUACGCGCACAGGAAAACAAAACUGCCCGUAUGCCCCAGAACGAACUUCUGGAUCUUAUAUAUGCUUGUUUCCGCAGACACAAGUAUUGGCCAUUCAAGUCGCUUAAGGCUGAGCUACGGCAACCGGAAGUGUAUCUCAAACAAACGCUUGAGAUCGUGGCACAUCUGGUUAAGUCCGGCGACUUUGCGAUGACUUGGGAAUUAAAACCCGAGGCAAGGGAAAGCAACUAUGCAGAUGCCAUCGCGUAUAGGGAUGCAAAGGAGGAGCUACCACCUACAGCCGGGUACAACUUUGAUGAAGGGUCAGAAGGAGAGCCUACUGCAUCCGGUAUAGGCACCGACGUUGAUGAGGAUGAAAAUGUGAAAUUUGAAAAUGUGUGA